This is a messenger RNA of Oryzias melastigma (Indian medaka), 6063 nucleotides long. RefSeq names its product calcium-activated potassium channel subunit alpha-1. The record is from RefSeq and is a predicted model, not a curated record. Gene Ontology annotation, cellular component: postsynaptic membrane. Lineage: Eukaryota; Metazoa; Chordata; Actinopteri; Beloniformes; Adrianichthyidae. Gene Ontology annotation, molecular function: large conductance calcium-activated potassium channel activity. Gene Ontology annotation, biological process: potassium ion transport; transmembrane transport. Bases 686 to 4516 code for a protein of 1276 amino acids. The transcript has 33 exons.
CAAUUAUAAUUUUAGAACUUAAAGGCGUCUCAUUCAACACGAGGGUGUUUGUAACCUCAAAGUUAGUCAUCAAACAUUGAUGAAGCUUCCCUAUAAAUAACCAGGAGCAUCUGCGUCUGCCGCUGAUGGCUCCUCCCCCGGCACCUGUAAAUCUGCGAUGCCAUCUUCUAACAAAUGGAUGAGACAGGCGCGCGCUGGAGCCGGAAAACCUCCGCCGUUCGUAAUGCCAGAACGUUUCUUUAAAGGAUGAACGUCAAUUUCCCAGCGUCAUUAUAGGCGGUGGAGCACAUUCAACAGUGCGGAGCUCCACAGGAACCUGAGGAUCCACUGGCAGCAGGACGCGCAGCAGAACUGUCAGGACGUUUCCGUGACUAAACUGGUAUUUACAUUUGUGUUUUUCUUUUUUGGAGGCAUCCAUUUACGCAAGCUAUAGUCGUGAACGCGCAUGGUGAAGCGCGCCGCUUGACGCCUUGAUUUGAAAAGAAGUUUCCAUUCCUGCCUGGCUUCGACUCCAACUUCCCCAUCCUCGCCCGCGGUGGAGCCGCACGAGCCGGCGGGGCUGAGCGCAGGAGAUGCGUGAGCCGCUGGGGCGUCGCGAGGCGCUGGCUGGACCUCCCCGACGCGCCUGAAUCCCACCUGACUGCCGGUUCGGGAAGGGGGGCUGCCUGUUGAGCAGGGCUCGAUCAUGUCGAACAAUAUGGAUAAAUUCAGCCCGUCGGUGCACAUGUCCAAGAUCAACGUGGUCAUCCCCUAUUCAGCCGAUAUGUUGUGUGACAGCAACGGCCAGCGGAUGUGGUGGGCUUUCUUAGCCUCGUCCAUGGUCACUUUCUUCGGGGGACUCUUCAUAAUCCUCCUGUGGAGAACUCUGAAGUAUCUGUGGACUGUGUGCUGCCACUGUAAAGCCAAAAAGAAGGAGGUCCAUCGGAUCACCACAGGGGAACACAUCAAGCGUGUGGACAAAGAUGACAGUGCAGCCAGCGAGGUGGGCUGGAUGACCUCGGUCAAAGACUGGGCUGGAGUCAUGAUAUCCGCUCAGACGCUGACGGGAAGAGUCCUGGUGGUGCUUGUGUUCGCUCUCAGCAUUGGAGCCCUUGUAAUAUACUUCAUCGAUUCCUCAGACCCCAUUGAGUUCUGCAAAAACUUCUAUUCGGAUUUCACGCUGCAGAUCGACAUGGCGUUCAACAUCUUCUUCCUGCUGUAUUUUGGCCUCCGAUUCAUCGCCGCCAACGACAAGCUGUGGUUCUGGCUGGAGGUCAACUCAGUGGUGGACUUCUUCACGGUUCCCCCGGUGUUUGUAUCAGUGUACCUGAACAGGAGUUGGCUUGGUUUGAGGUUUUUAAGGGCCUUGAGGUUGAUACAGUUCUCAGAAAUUUUACAGUUUUUAAAUAUACUCAAGACAAGCAACUCGAUAAAGCUGGUAAACUUGUGUUCCAUCUUCAUAAGCACAUGGCUGACCGCGGCAGGCUUCAUUCAUUUGGUGGAAAACUCUGGGGAUCCUUGGGAGAACUUCCAAAACUCCCAGGCACUUUCCUACUGGGAAUGUGUCUACUUACUCAUGGUUACAAUGUCCACUGUUGGCUAUGGAGAUGUUUACGCUAAAACCACCCUCGGCCGCCUGUUUAUGGUGUUCUUCAUCCUUGGUGGUUUGGCCAUGUUUGCAAGCUACGUCCCUGAAAUCAUAGAGUUAAUAGGAAACCGCAAGAAAUAUGGUGGUUCCUAUAGUGCAGUUAAUGGGAGAAAGCACAUCGUGGUCUGCGGUCAUAUAACACUCGAGAGUGUGUCCAACUUCCUAAAAGACUUCCUACACAAGGACAGGGAUGAUGUCAAUGUAGAAAUCGUUUUUCUCCAUAAUAUUUCCCCUAAUCUUGAGCUGGAAGCCUUGUUCAAGCGCCAUUUCACCCAGGUAGAGUUUUACCAAGGAUCUGUCCUGAACCCACACGACCUGGCCAGAGUCAAGAUCGAGUCAGCGGACGCCUGCCUAAUCUUAGCCAACAAAUACUGUGCUGACCCCGACGCCGAGGACGCGUCCAACAUCAUGAGAGUCAUAUCCAUCAAGAACUACCACCCAAAGAUCAGAAUAAUCACUCAGAUGUUGCAGUACCACAAUAAGGCUCACCUGCUCAACAUUCCAAGCUGGAACUGGAAGGAGGGAGAUGACGCCAUUUGCCUUGCAGAGCUAAAGCUGGGGUUCAUUGCCCAAAGCUGCCUUGCUCAAGGCCUGUCCACCAUGCUGGCAAACCUUUUCUCCAUGAGGUCUUUCAUCAAGAUUGAGGAGGACACGUGGCAGAAGUAUUAUCUAGAGGGAGUCGCCAACGAAAUGUACACAGAGUACCUGUCGAGUGCCUUCGUGGGUUUGUCCUUCCCUGUGAUUUGCGAACUGUGCUAUGUGAAGCUAAAACUGCUGCUCAUAGCUAUAGAAUACAAGUCAGACCAAAGGGAAAGCAGCACCCUGAUCAACCCUGGUAACCACGUCAAAAUGCAGGAGGGGACUCUGGGAUUCUUCAUCGCCAGCGACGCCAAAGAAGUAAAAAGAGCUCUGUUUUACUGUAAGGCGUGUCACGAUGACAUAACUGAUCCGAAAAGGAUAAAGAAAUGUGGAUGCAAGAAAUUGAUUUAUUCCAAGACGUCUGCCCACAAGAAAAUGAGACUGGCAUGUUGUUUUGGUUGCGGCCGCUCUGAGCGGGGCUGCUGUUGCAUGCCACUUAAUGUGCAUUGUAACUCGGACUCCCCUCGACGGGACAUCCCCCUCUCUGCUGUCUCUGUUAAUGAUUGCUCAGCCACUUUACGUGCCUCUAAAAAUAGCUAUAAUGGAUAUAUCAAAUCAAUUGAGGAGGACCGACAGUCAGCUCUGUCGCCCAAAAAGAAGCAACGCAACGGAGGCAUGAGGAGUUCUCCGAACUCCUCACCCAAAAUAAUGAGACACGAUCCGCUCCUCAUCCCAGGGAGUGAACAGAUUGAGAGCAUGGAUGAGAACGUAAAGAAAUACGACUCCACGGGGAUGUUUCACUGGUGCCCAUCCAGAGACAUUGAGAAGGUCAUCCUGACUCGGAGUGAGGCCGCCAUGACUGUUCUGAGUGGUCACGUGGUCGUGUGCAUAUUUGGAGACGUCAAGUCCGCUUUGAUCGGACUUCGGAAUUUUGUAAUGCCCCUGAGAGCAAGCAACUUCCACUAUCAUGAGCUGAAGCACAUUGUGUUCGUCGGGUCCCUCGAGUAUCUGAAGCGGGAGUGGGAAACUUUGCAUAAUUUCCCAAAAGUCUCCAUUCUGCCAGGCACACCGUUGAGUCGGGCAGAUCUGAGGGCCGUCAACAUCAACCUGUGCGACAUGUGCGUCAUUCUGUCAGCCAAUCAAAACAAUAUCGAUGAUGCAUCACUACAGGACAAAGAGUGCAUUUUGGCGUCACUUAACAUCAAAUCCAUGCAAUUUGACGACAGCAUCAGAGUCCUGCAGGCCAAUUCCCAAGGUUUCACUCCACCAGGGAUGGACAGAUCGUCUCCAGAGAACAGCCCAGUUCACGGUUUAGUACGGCAAACCUCCGUCACCACUGGAGCCAAUAUUCCCAUCAUAACAGAACUGGCACCGUUAGCAAAGCAGGGCAAAAAACUGCCUGUGAUUUCAUUCAGUCAGGAUAAAAGCAGUGGGACCAGCAUUCAAAUGAUUACUGAGCUGGUUAACGACUCCAACGUGCAGUUCCUGGACCAAGACGACGACGACGAUCCAGACACAGAGUUGUACCUCACUCAGCCUUUCGCCUGCGGGACGGCGUUCGCGGUCAGCGUGCUGGACUCGUUAAUGAGCGCUACAUACUUCAAUGAUAAUAUCCUCACCUUGAUCCGGACGUUGGUAACAGGCGGCGCCACGCCAGAGCUGGAAGGGUUACUGGCGGAGGAGAAUGCAUUAAGGGGAGGUUACAGCACGCCACAGACACUGGCGAACAGGGACAGGUGUCGCGUGGCACAGCUGGCCUUGUACGACGGGCCCUUUGCCGACCUUGGGGAUGGUGGUUGUUAUGGCGACCUGUUUUGUAAAGCCCUUAAAACGUACAAUAUGCUGUGUUUCGGCAUUUAUCGACUCCGAGAUGCACAUCUGAACACACAGAGCCAGUGUACGAAACGGUACGUCAUAACUAAUCCGCCGUAUGCAUUCGAGCUGGUGCCCUCGGACCUGAUUUUCUGCCUGAUGCAGUUUGAUCACAACGCCGGCCAAUCGCGAACCAGCCUUUCCCACUCUUCUCAUUCGUCACAUUCUUCAAGCAAAAAAAGCUCGUCCGUACACUCUAUCCCAACCACCAACCGCACCAACCGCAUCAAAAACAGGGACUCAAGAGACAAGCAAAAUGCAACAAGGAUGAAUAGAAUAAGCCAAGAAAAGACAUGGUUUACAGAUGAGCCAGACAAUGCCCACCUGAGGACCAUGCAGCUGAAGCCUGUGAACGCGCUCGCCGUCAACCAAACCAGUCACAAUAAGUCCACAAGCAGCUUGAUUCCACCCAUCAGAGAGGCAGAGGACGAGUGUUGACCUCCAUCCUCACGGGACAAAACAUCAACUCCCAUUUGACCAACUCUUCCCCCUCUUCGCCCGUCUCCAAAUCAAAGACAAUCCAGUUUCCACGUCUAUUCGUUUACUCUGCUUCUCUUUGGCUGUGAUUCUGUUCCGUUUCCUUUUGGGGAAUGAGGGUCACUUGGGUUGGGAAGCAUUUCCUGCUGUUAUUAUUCAAAGGGGAGAAUGACUCACACGUGUAAAAGUUGCCUUUUUAGCUGUCCACAAACAACAACUGUAUGAUAUUCACCCUGCACUGCAGAGUACAGUAGUUUCAUUUAAAUUCUGCAUCCAGCUGCACCCCCCACCCCAACCACAAUGGCAUCGUUGCUGAUUUCUUUGCCAUUUUGAGCUAAUUCACAACAUUUGUGAUAGUUAUGACGGCCAGUGCCCAUGUUUAAGUGGCAUUUGGCUCCAGCCUUAUCUCUCUAGCUUUCUUUGUCUUAUGUAAGCCUUUGCUAUUUUAUAUACUGUAUAUUUUUUUGUUGCAAUCCCCCCAAAAAUCUGCUUUUUUUCUCUCUUGUAGCCAAAUAUGAUAGAGCUGUUUUGUUAAUUUAUUUCAUUAUUAAGUAAAAAUUAAAAAACAUGUUUUAGUUUCUGUAGGCAAUUGAAUGUGAAAGCCACGAAUCGCAUGAAGUGGGCACCUUAAAGUCCUCCUUUGGCUAUGAGCACUGCCUGACACAGGAUUGUCUUGGAGGUCAUGAGGCAACUUGAAUGUACUCCAUGACCAAUCUUAAUGCCAUACUCACACUUUUUUCCUUUUUUUUUUAGAUGUUCAAAAACAGCUCUAUCAUAAAUUUGGUUGUUCAUGCUUAAUCGACUGCUUUGUGUUGCGAUUUUGUGUUUCAAUGUAUGCAAAGGGUGGUUCAUAUGGAUCAUGUCUUAUUUUAAUAAUGGAACAUAGCUAUAUUGGCACUUUUGUCACUUUAUUUCAGACAAGAAACAAAAAAAAGUUACAAAAACUUAAAUCUUGUGAAGAUUGUGACAUUUUUACUGGCACAAAGAACAUUGAAGCUGCUCAUCUCUCAGUGCCAGUAAUGUGCCAGGCAGUGCUGAAGCCACUGGAGGACUCCACCAAGACCCACUGCUGCGAAAAGAGGCUUCCUGUUUCGCUUUUUCUCCACACAAAGCUGUUUUUUUAAAUUUUCUUUUUUCCUGGAAACAACCACACGCUGUAAUUCAUCCGAAAGUCUUAAUACCGUCUUUGAAACAUCCACCAAAAUGAAAACAAGCAAUGCAUUCUUAUGUAAAUCUGUAGAGGUUUAUGUAAAGUAUCUCUGUUGUGUGUUCUUGUUGGAUGGGGGUUGAGAGACAUUAAGCUUUGCAGAUGACUAUAAACUAUUUUGUGCAUUUUUUUUUCUAAACACGGUGACUUCUCAAUACCAUGGUUGUCCUAAGCUAAUAUUUAUGUUGUAACACACAAUAAUUGCAGUUUCUCAUCUUGUACAAAUGGGCUUGUACAUAAAUUUUACAUGAUUUCGUUUUGUAUUUUCACAAGUUAAAAGCAGAUGUAUCGUGUUCUACAA